Molecule: messenger RNA, 3185 nt
Organism: Patella vulgata (common limpet)
Lineage: Eukaryota; Metazoa; Mollusca; Gastropoda; Patellidae
Product: cyclic nucleotide-gated cation channel alpha-3
Exons: 4
Coding region: 681-3083 (800 amino acids)
Biological process (GO): monoatomic cation transmembrane transport
Cellular component (GO): intracellular cyclic nucleotide activated cation channel complex; plasma membrane
Molecular function (GO): intracellularly cAMP-activated cation channel activity; cGMP binding; protein-containing complex binding
Source: RefSeq, a predicted model, not a curated record
UGCCUAGAUGGCUAUCUAUGGUGGAAGCAAGACCCGCUGAAAAUUGAAUUACCAAAAGGAAACGCACUCCGUGGCUCCGUUUACGUUUAGGCUACUUUAUUUGUCUCUGAAUAGCAGGGUCUACCGUCAGCGGCAUUAUCCACUUACGGAAGGGCACAAUAUAGCCUACAGUGGCUGCAUUAAGAUGUCGACUUUGAUAGUAAAAUCAGGAUCAAAACUAUAAUUAUAUGGAAGUAACUUUGACUAAGGUUUCGCUGCGACGGGUUUAUGAGUAGUGUCUACAUUUUCUCUAUCAUAAUUACGUGACGUCUUUGCACAGUGACGUUUCGUACUUAUGACGUCAUAAUUUCACCUAGCAAUGUAUCCUGUUGUCAAACAUGGACGCCUAUUUCAAGACUCGUUUAGUGUAAACUUUUAAGCAUUUCAUUUCCAAUCCAAUGAAUACGUGUUAAUUAGGAAGAUGCUUAAUACGUAUGCAUGAAUUUAACUGAAGCAAACCAAAGUUUAAAGACAGCAGUAAAAAACAGAAAUACCCUCUCCGGCUGAGACAGCUAUCGCCAAAGCAAGGUCAGUCCAACAACCAGCAGAUAGCAAAACCCCUUUCCGUUUCAAUACCCGUCAAUACUACUAAUGCCACAGAUAACCCAACACAGAAACAAGGUACUUCCCGUGUAGUGCCGAUGAACUCACUAAAUGAAAAGAUAACAGGCGAAAUGGAUGAACAAAAGCAACCAGAAACACCAAUAAUAAAAGAAACGACAGAAGCUGUUGCAAAACCAGUAACAGACCCCGCACCAGCAGAAAAUAAGGACGACGGUAAGAAAAUAACCAGUGACAGCAAGGAUGCUGGCAAAAAUGAUUUAGAUAAUAAAGCUCCCGAUAAAAAAAAUGCAGACGCGAAAAGUACGGAGAAGAAUGAUGACGAUAAGAAAGACGCAGACGCGAAAAGCACGGAAAAGAAAGACCCCGAUAAGAAAGAUACGGAUGCUAAAGAUCCGGAUAAGACAAAUUCGGAUGAUAAAACCCUCGAUAAAAAAGAUGCAGACGCGAAAAGUACGGAGAAGAAAGAUACCGAUAAGAAAGACACAGACGCGAAAAGUAUGGAGAAGAAAGAUGCCGAUAAGAAAGACACAGACGCGAAAAGCACGGACAAGAAAGACCCCGAUAAGAAAGAUGUCGCUGCUAAAGAUCCGGAUAAGAAAGAUCCAGAACCAGUUAAGAAGCCUGCACUUGAUCCAAAAAAACUCGGCGCAGUGAAUUUGAAAGUUGCUGGAAAAUGGGGAGCUGCUUUAGAGAAGACGAAAAAGCCCAGCGCCAAGAGGCGACCGACCAAAAGUGGACCAGAAGUUGAUCCAUUUUUAGCGAAGUUUGCUAUGGCGAAUACCCGUAGAAAUGCAAUGCAAAAAACCCCGGCUGCCGAUGGUAAAGCAGGAGACAAACCUCCUGCCGACGACGACGAUGACGAAGAAGAGGAAGAAGAGAAGUGUUGGAAACAACCUUGUUGUACCUGGCCGUAUUGGAGAGAUUAUGUGAUUGAUCCAGCUGAGCCUUUAUGGUUCUAUUGGUCCUUGAUAGCAUCUUUAGCUGUAUUCUACAACCUAGUUUGUGUCUUUCUACGAGCUGUCUGGGUAGAGAUGAAUAUGAAAGAAUGGGAAAUGGCUUGGUUUAUUCUCGACUACACUUCAGAUUUCAUCACCAUACUAGAUAUGUUCGUCAGGUGUCGUCUUGGUUUUCUAGAACAGGGUAUUUUAGUGACAGAGAAGAAGCGACUUGUUAAAGUUUAUAUAAAAUCACCAAAGUUCUUCAUAGAUAUCUUCAGUAUUCUGCCCUUUGACCUUUUUUAUUUGUUAACAGGACUUAAUACACUUUUUCGUAUGAAUCGUAUUGUGAGGAUAUGGCGUGUUCUGGAAUUCUACCACGAUUCGGAGACCAGAACAACCUUCCCCAAUGGCUUUCGGAUGAUCUUUUUGGUCAUCAGUAUUUGUUUGAUGAUCCACUGGAACGCGUGUAUAUAUUAUUCUAUGAGUAAAGCUCUUGGGUUCGGAUCAGAUGAAUGGACGUAUGAUCCUAAUAGACCAGGUUUUAGCGGUCUAGGAAUGAGAUAUUUGUUCAGUUUCUAUUGGUCAAUGUUGACGUUAACUGCGAUUGGUGAUACCAAUCCCCCCGAAUCCAUGAUCGCCAUGAUGUAUUGUGUCUGCGUUACACUUUGUGGUGUCUUGAUUUUCGCUACUAUUUUCGGUAACGUAGGCGCUAUGAUUAAUCAAAUGAAUGCAUCCAGACAGGAAUUCCAACAGAACGUGGAUGCCGUAAAGAGAUAUAUGGAUAUCCGUAAAGUUAGUCCAGUGCUCCAGGAUCGCGUUAUCCAAUGGUUCGCUUAUACUUGGAACAACAAGCAAUCCGUGGAUGAUAAAGAAGCCUUAUUGGUCCUACCAGAAAAGCUCCGCGCUGAAAUAGCCAUCCAAGUCCAUUUGCAAACCCUGAAGAAGGUGGGCAUUUUCAAGGAUUGUGAACCUGGUCUGCUACAAGAGUUAGUGCUGAAGCUACGUCUACAGGUGUUUAGUCCUGGCGAUUAUAUAUGCCGCAAAGGAGAUAUUGGAAAGGAGAUGUAUAUCAUCAAAAGAGGAAAACUACAAGUCGUAUCUCCUGACGGUAAAAUAGUUUUUGUCACAUUGCAGGAUGGUGCAGUGUUCGGGGAAGUCAGUAUCCUCAACAUUGCAGGAAACAAGACCGGGAACCGAAGAACCGCUAGUGUCAGAAGUAUGGGAUAUUCUGAUUUAUUUUGCUUAUCUAAGGACGAUCUGUGGGACGCAUUGAAGGAAUACCCUGAUGCUAAACUGAUGCUCUCAGAAAUAGGAAAACAGAUUCUCCGGAAAGAUAACUUGUUGGACGAGGAAGCUGCUAGGAGAAAAGAGUUAGAAGAAAUGUCCAUGGACACCAAGAUUGAUCACAUUAAUACUACCAUGGAAAGUAUUGGUAAACAAGUAGGACUGCUGGCUACCAACAUUCUUGAUCUACAAAAACAUCUCGGCGUGGUUGAUAAGCAACCUGUAGAGGAAGACAAAAAACCCGAAGGGGCGAAAUAAACAAUCCCUCAAAUUCAGAACGUCAGUAAGGCGCAUUAAAGUAAUACAUCUGGACAUUGUGGAGACUUCGGACACAUUGGUGAAGUUUAUUUAAAAACCAUC